This is a messenger RNA of Motacilla alba alba, 2567 nucleotides long. RefSeq names its product FERM domain containing 5 (gene FRMD5). The transcript has 14 exons. Bases 152 to 1861 code for a protein of 569 amino acids. NCBI's taxonomy places the organism in Eukaryota, Metazoa, Chordata, Aves, Passeriformes, Motacillidae. Gene Ontology annotation, cellular component: cytoskeleton. The record is from RefSeq and is a predicted model, not a curated record. Gene Ontology annotation, molecular function: cytoskeletal protein binding.
GCGGGGGCAGGGCCGGGCAGGGCCGGGCCGAGCCGGGCGGGGGGCGCGCCCACAGCCCCGCCCCGCGCCGCCCCGCACCGCCCCGCAGCGCGCCGGCAGCGGGAUGUGAGCCCGGGCUCCGGCAGCGCCCGCCGCCCCGCGCCCCGGGAAGAUGCUGAGCAGGUGGAUGAGUGGCAGCAGCAGGAACCUGGACCGCGAGUACAACUGCACCGUGCGGCUGCUGGACGACAGCGAGUACACCUGCACCAUCCAGAGAGAUGCCAAGGGCCAGUACCUGUUCGACCUUCUGUGCCACCACCUGAACCUGCUGGAGAAGGAUUACUUCGGCAUCCGCUUCGUGGACCCCGACAAGCAAAGGCACUGGCUGGAGUUUACCAAGUCUGUGGUGAAGCAGAUGCGGGCCCAGCCCCCCUUCACCAUGUGCUUCCGUGUCAAGUUCUACCCCACGGACCCCGCGGCGCUGAAGGAGGAGAUCACCAGGUACUUGGUGUUCCUGCAGAUCAAGAGGGAUCUGUACCACGGGCGGCUGCUGUGCAAGACGUCGGACGCCGCGCUGCUGGCUGCCUACAUCCUGCAGGCCGAGAUCGGGGACUACGACCCGGGGAAGCACCCAGAGGGCUACAGCUCCAAGUUCCAGUUCUUCCCCAAGCACUCGGAGAAGCUGGAGAGGAAAAUCGCCGAGAUCCACAAGUCAGAGCUGAGUGGGCAGACACCAGCUACUUCAGAGCUGAAUUUCCUCAGGAAAGCCCAGACUCUGGAGACCUACGGGGUUGACCCACACCCGUGCAAGGACGUGUCCGGCAACGCGGCCUUCCUGGCCUUCACCCCCUUCGGCUUCGUCGUCCUGCAGGGCAACAAGAGGGUUCACUUCAUCAAGUGGAACGAGGUGACCAAGAUGAAAUUCGAAGGGAAGACUUUCUACCUGUACGUAAGUCAGAAGGAGGAGAAGAAAAUCGUUCUCACCUAUUUUGCCCCGACGCCGGAAGCCUGCAAACACCUCUGGAAGUGUGGGAUCGAGAACCAGGCGUUCUACAAGUUGGAGAAGUCGAGCCAGGUGCGGACAGUGUCCAGCAGCAACCUGUUCUUCAAGGGAAGCCGCUUCCGCUACAGCGGCCGCGUCGCCAAGGAGGUGAUGGAGUCCAGCGCCAAGAUCAAGAGGGAGCCCCCCGAGAUUCACCGGGCCGGGCUGGUGCCCAGCCGGAGCUGCCCCUCCAUCACGCACGGCCCCCGGCUGAGCAGCGUGCCCCGCACCCGGCGGAGAGCCGUCCACAUCUCCAUCAUGGAAGGCCUGGAGUCGCUCCGUGACAGCGCCCACUCGACCCCGGUGCGCUCGGCUUCCCACGGCGACGCCUUCGCGGGCCCCGGCCGGAGCGGCCGCGCCGAGAGCAGCGAGCGGGUGGCCGUGAUCGCCGACGAGAGCUACAGCCCCGCCGACAGCGUGCUGCCCACGCCCGUGGCCGAGCACAGCCUGGAGCUGAUGCUGCUGUCGCGCCAGGCCAACGGGGCCCCGUGCAGCAUCGAGGAGGAGAAGGAGUCGGAGGCCGGCACGCCGGCGGCGGAGGCGGAGGGCGAGCUGCGGGCGCUGUGCCCGGGCACCGGCGGCCUGGGGCCGGCACAGGCCCAACAGGUGAAUAAGUUUCUUUUAAGUGUCCUCCGUUUGCUCCUUGUGACAGUUGGACUCCUCUUUGUUUUGCUCCUCCUCCUGAUCGUCCUUACCGAGUCCGACCUUGACACUGCCUUUUUCCGCGAUAUCCGCCAGACCCCAGAGUUCGAGCAGUUCCAUUACCAAUACUUUUGUCCCCUCAGGCGAUGGUUUGCCUGCAAGCUCCGCGCCGUGGUAAACCUGCUCAUUGACACCUGAAGGCAGGAGCCACCACGGGGGCCCGGACCUGCCGCCGUCACUCACUAACCCUCCCCUCCCGACCCAGAGCCCGGCCGGCCGAGGAGGCGGCUUUCCGGGAGGAAGAGGAGGGUGGGCGCAGCCCCCGGAGCCCCCUCCUCCCCGUGCUCCCACCCCCGGAGCCCGCACAACACCUCCCGCCCGAUCCCAUGCUCACGACUUGGGAAGCACCGAGCAGAGGGGAAUUCUUUGCUCUGCCACCCCGGCCGGGGCUGGCGGGGCCGUUCGGCAGGAGCUUUAGCAAUGGUGCUACUGAGGUUUCAUUUAACACUCGUGUACUGUUACGGUAUUAACUCCGCACUGUGCCCGCCACCCCCGCCCUCCACGAACCGCUUGGCAGAGCCCUCCCUGCUCCCCGGAGCCUCCCAGGAGGUGACACCGGCGCCACGCUCUCGGGGACGCCGCGGUGCCCUCCUCCCCGCAGCGCAGCCACCCGGAGCCCUCGCCCUGCCGCGGACUCGGCCCUUCGCCGCUUUUUGAAGCCUUGAAGCAUCGGUGCUCCCGAGGCCAGGGGAGCACGGAAGCCAGGGGACGCCGGGCACGCGCGGCCAAGCCUGGCGCGGAGCUGGAGUGACUGUGUCAGAUUUAUUGGGAUGACCUUCACCCUCCGCCAGUUGUACCCGUUUUGUAAAAAAAAAAAACAAGCAAAAAGAACAAAAAAAAAAAA